UGGAUAGAUCAGGACCAGGCAGGGAAGCAGACAUGACAACUGUGGGGGAACUGAUGCUGCUGGUGCUGGGGCUGCUGGUGACAGCUCAUUGUGAGGUCAGGGCCAGAGAUCCAGAGGUGGAGGAAGAUGACCCAGGCCUGCCUCUGGAGAAAGAAGGCUUGGAUACCCAGGGGAUGGGGGUGGGAGUCCACCCUGAACCUGGGGGGAUUGACAUUCCCCACCUCAGGACUGGAUCCCAUGACCAUAGACCUGACGUGCCUGGAUCUGCCCACCAACCCCUGGAUCAUGGGCCACAUGGUCAACCCCAUCAGGCGGGUCCUGGACAACACCCCAUGGGUCUGCUGCCCGAGGAGACUGCACUCCCACCAGGAGAGGGAGGGAGCUACCCAGCCCGCACCGGGAACUGGUGUGCAUUCGUGCACCGCCGCAUUGUCACCAUGGCUGUCUCCUGUGGCACAGAGAAAUACACCAUCAGGUCCCAGAGCCCCUGUCCCAACGGCACACCUGAAUGCCAGCUUGUCAUGUACAAGCUCUCUACCCGGCCAGUGUACAGAGAAAAGCAGAAUAUCUUCACCGCCCUGUUGUGGAGGUGCUGCACAGGACACGGAGGGGAGAACUGCGAGGAAACGGUAGCUGAUGGCCAUAUAUCUGACCCUACAGACCCCACCAUGGCAGGACGACCAGGACGACCACAUCCAGGAGACACUGAGCCUCACCACACAGGUAGAGGCGCUCAGUCUAGACUCACCCACCAGCUUGAGCGGGAACAGAAUGACUUCCAGGUGUCUGAGAAUCCUCUGUACGAGAGCCAUCCCUCAGAGGCUGACAACAACAACGACACACACACAGAUCCCCGAGAGCCCCCCUCAUACCCUCAACAGGCCCAGGAGCACAUCCCUCACCAUAGCUACGACCACCCCCACCACCCGCAUCCCUACCCCAACCACCGCCCGCAGGACUUCAAUCAUGGAGACCCAAUCAGGGAUGAGGUGGAGGCUGUCGCUCUACUGCCCUACCCAGACUCCCUGUCUCCCCUCCCUCUGCCCCACAUGAUGGCCCUGCUGAUGUCCCAGCUUCAGCCCAUGUUGGAUGGCUUCAACCGCACCUUGGAGCGCCUGACCUUGGAGGUAGGGGGUCUGUCCCGGGAUGUGUCCCAGCUCCGGAGCUCUCAGUGGGAUGUAAAGGAGGAGGCCCUGCGGGGUGCAGGUGCCGGAGAGGGUCCCGAGGCCUUUGAGGCUAAGCUGGAGCAGAGUUUCCAGGACAUCAAGGAGGUGAGGAGGGAACUGGAGAGACAGAGAGCUGAGAUGGCGGAUAGGCUACACUCCCAGCAUGCCAUGCUGUACUAUAAUAUCACCAACUUCAAGACAGACAUCGACGCCAAGAUCAAACACAACGACAAGAUGUUACAGGUUAAUCUCCAGUCCAUGAAUGCCACCCUGUCAGACAUGAAGCUCGAGCAGGAGCGUCUGAGUGAAGAGCUCCAGAGGGACCUGACCAGCCCAGGGGACAGGAGAGAACCCAGCCAGGUCCAGCCCAGUCAGGCCCAGCACCCUCCAGAGGACUCAGCAGUGUGGGAGUCUAUCGCUCGUCUGGACAACAAGGUGGUCAACAACACAGUGAGGAUGAAUGCCCUGGUUGAAGACUUGGAGAUAGCCAAUGACAACGUCCUGGACCUGAAGAGGGGCUUGCGAGACCUCGAGGAGAACAUUGCCCAAACGUGGAGGAACAGCCAGAUCCAGUUCAUGGAGACGGGCCUGGAGGUGGAGGCGGCUAAAGUAGCCGUGCUGAACCGCGUCAAUGAGCUGGCCAGCAACCUAACCAUCCGCUCGGAGCAGCUGCAGGAAAUGGAGACUGACAUAGACUACCUGUACACGCAGUUCUACAAGAACGUCAGCGCUGCCAAAGACUGUGACUGCAAGGCAUUCACCGCCACCAUCUCCCGCUUGGAGCAGGGUCUGACCAACGUCACAGAGCUGGCCAACGACAACCGGCUGGCCCUGGAUGGGAGUACCGAUGCUGGGUCGGAGCGCUGGAGUCCCUCUGUGGAGGACAUCUACCAGGGGUUGGAUCACGUCAAGGCCUCCCUGGCCUUUGAGCAAGAGAAGAGCAGGACUCUCCACCACAAUAUGACCCAGCUGCUGGCCUCCUUCCUGGACAGCCAGAGGGACGUGCUCAGCCUGCGGGAGAGCGACGAGCGGUUGGUGGCUGAGAUGCGUCACCUCUCCAGCUCCUUCUCUUCUCUGUUGAAGGACACCAUCCGCCACAAUGAUGUGCUGGAGAUGCUCCUGGGGGAGGAGGUGAUGGAGUUCAUGGACUGGCCCCUAAGCAACCAGGAGGCACACUCCAUCCCUGCACUGCAGGAGAGGCUCCGCCACAUACAGGAACAGAUCAGGGGCCAGAACCUCAGCCUCACCUCCCUGCUGGAGGCCGCCCAGGCAGGGGAGGUCCCAGCCUCAGAUGAGCCCUCUGCGAUGGUAGACUUGGCCUCCCGCGGCCUGAAGAGGAGGAGUGGAGACCAGAGGCGUGACCACCUCAUGGUCUCAGCAGCCUCUGACGACCGGCAAGACUACUCAGACAGUGACCUGUGGAGCCUUGAGAAAGCAGUGGAGGAGCUGGGGGAGAAGGUCCACAGGCUGGAGUACAGGCCUUGCUCUGCCAGCUGCAACAACACCAAAGAUAGCGCCAAACUGCAGGCAGAGGUGGCCUGGCUUAGGAGGGGUUUAGAGAAUCAUUUGCGUCUCUUCAAGAAUGUUUUCAGUAACCCAGAGGGGCUGGCCGACUCAGAGAGCACCCUGGACUUGGACCAGCUAUGGGCCCUGAUGAAGAGGAAGGAGGGGAAGAGACAGAGGAAGCGCAAUAACAACAAAGAGGGACUCAAAGACCAUAUUGGAGACAGAGCUAACUUUCGCAGCAGGAGGGAUACAUCAGUGCUAUCCAAGCUGGGGGACAGUCCCCUGAUGUUUCUGGCCAGAAGCAUACAGCGCAGCAGACCAAGUGAAAGCAGCCUGCUGGUGUUUGAGGACACAUCCCUAAACCUCGGCCAGAUGUACUCAACUCACACUGGGAUGUUCCAAGCACCUUUGGCAGGAGUCUACCUCUUCGUGCUGACACUGAACUUUAAACCUGGCCCUUCGCUGUCUGGGCUGAGGAGAGAGAACAGUGAGCUGGCUGCCACUCUGCAUCAGGACAAGAUGGCAUUGUUUGGCCCCGUCACCCGUAUGUGUCUCCUACAGCUGCGGCAGGGAGAGGAGCUCCACCUUGAACUGUAUGAGGGGACUCUGGUGACUGAUGACCCCAAAGACAACACCUUCGCUGGGCUUCUGCUUUAUCAGACCAACUGAGGAAGCUGGGGCUGCUCUGUAUAGUCAGAGGAGAGAUGUUGGACUGAGAGCAAUCAAUCACUAGACUGAAAGCCGCUAUGCCACCUGUGUUUCAAUCCCUUGCAUUGAUAUUGGGAGGGGGAGUGUAUGUAGAAGGUUCAGGGAGUAUAAACAUUUGUCAUACAGUAUACCACUUAAAGCAUUGCAACACACCUUCCCUGAAGUUAUUCUAGGUUGUUAUAAGGGAAACAGGAACAUUUGAGCAUUCUAGACCAUAAAACUAUGUUCUAUAGAAACACUGACUCACAGAAUAUAAGGUGGGCUCUUUAAGAUAUAUCACAUGCUCCCCUCCAUGCUACCAUAAUACAUGGCUUUCAGUGCUUUAUGACUGCAACAUUUCUAAUACAGUGCCGUGAAAAAGUAUUUGCCACCUUUGAAAUGUUCUCUACUUUUGCAUAUUUCUGAUACUGAAUG
Molecule: messenger RNA, 3794 nt
Organism: Coregonus clupeaformis (lake whitefish)
Lineage: Eukaryota; Metazoa; Chordata; Actinopteri; Salmoniformes; Salmonidae
Product: multimerin-2
Exons: 8
Coding region: 33-3341 (1102 amino acids)
Molecular function (GO): protein binding
Source: RefSeq, a predicted model, not a curated record